Molecule: messenger RNA, 1701 nt
Organism: Dothidotthia symphoricarpi CBS 119687
Lineage: Eukaryota; Fungi; Ascomycota; Dothideomycetes; Pleosporales; Dothidotthiaceae
Product: serine/threonine kinase 16
Exons: 4
Coding region: 1-1701 (566 amino acids)
Biological process (GO): transmembrane transport
Molecular function (GO): transmembrane transporter activity
Source: RefSeq, a predicted model, not a curated record
AUGGAGACCGGUAACUACGUUGACGAGGAGCGGCGGCAGAUCGCAGCUGAGCUUCAUGCUGAGAUCCUACCUGGCACUGAAGUGAUGGCCGAUGUUGGAUCGCAUCACUUUGUCAAAGGUGCUCACCAUCAAGUUCUCGUCCCACAACCCAGCGAUGACCCAAACGAUCCUUUGAAUUGGAGUAUCAUGUGGAAGCUUGCCUGCAUUACUUCUGCAGCCAUGGCUACGUUCAGUCAAGGCUUCGGACCGCUGGCUCUUGGGCCUAUGUUUCCUGCACUCAUGGAAGCGUUCGACUGUUCACUUGCCGAUGCGGUGCAGUUGACGGGUGUCUGUAUCCUGGUGCUAGGGUUCAGCAACUUCAUCUGGGUCCCAAUAAGCACAUCAUUCGGCCGCCGUCCAGUCUAUCUGUUUUCUCAGCUUGUCAACUUCGGCACCUCCAUCUGGCGCGCAAAAGCCAACUCUUAUGGUUCCUUCAUGGGUGCUUGUAUCGUUAAUGGCAUGGGCGCAGGCCCAUCAGAAACCAUCAUGCCAGAAGUCAUCGCAGACAUCUUCUUCCUACACGAUCGCGGAAAGUGGAACACGUUGUACUGGGUCACGUACAUGGGCUCGCUGAUGGUUGGACCCAUUGUCGCAGGAGCAAUGACAGAGGCGACGGGAUGGCGCAGCUUUUGGUGGCUCAACACCGCAGUACUGGGACUGAGUUUCAUCAUGAUAGUCUUCAUGUUCCCUGAGACGAGAUUCAAGCGCGCAAUUCCCGAGGCCGUGAAACACGUUCACACGCCUACGGUAAACGAGAAGACAGGACGUUCACAGAUGGAGAACCUCGACAGCUCCCCAGAUGUCGUAAGGGACCCUAACGAUGUGCAACACGUUACUACUACAGUAUCCUCGACUCUACCCAAUGCCCUUACCGCGAUCGACACUGCCUCCCGCGAUCCCUAUCUCGGCCACGGCACUCCUGGCAAAUGGCAAUGGAAGCUCUUCCAGCCCAACGCGCACCCUUUCCAAUCAAUACUCUUCGACCUCCGGACUCCAUGGAAACUCUUCGCCUUUCCAAUCGUUGAGUUUGCUGCCUUCGUCGUCUCCUGGAGUUGCUCUAUAUUCCUCACUGUCAACCUCACACAGAGCCAAGUUCUCGCAAGCCCACCGUAUAACUUCAAGCCCAUGACUGUCGGCUUGACUAACUUUGCUGUUCUUGUCGGUGCUUUCAUUGGGUUAUUCACUGCGGGACCACUUUCGGAUUGGGUUAGCACGAGGUCGACAAGGAGGAACAAUGGCAUUCGUGAGCCGGAGAUGAGACUUUUGGCCAUGAUUCCGUACGUCAUCAUCAUGUAUGUUGGGAACACCAUUGUCGCAGUGGGAUAUCAGAAACACUGGCCUUGGCAGGUCAUAGUCAUGAUCGGAUAUACCUGCGCUGGUAUCCAAGUUGCAGGUCUACCUGCCAUUGUUAGUACUUAUGCUGUCGAUUCUUACAAGCCGGUCGCAGGAAGCUUGUUCGUGGCAAUCACAGUCAACAAGAAUGUCUGGGGAUAUGGAUUUUCGAAGUUCGUCACAGAGUGGAGCAUGGAGGAUGGAUUCAUACCGACUAUCAUGACCAACGGUAGCAUCGCCCUGUUCUUCUGUCUGUUCGGCGUACUAUUCUGGUGGAAGGGCAAGACCGUGCGCAGAUGGUCCAAGAAUAGCAACGUGCACAAGUUGUAG